Molecule: messenger RNA, 2680 nt
Organism: Frankliniella occidentalis (western flower thrips)
Lineage: Eukaryota; Metazoa; Arthropoda; Insecta; Thysanoptera; Thripidae
Gene: fax
Product: failed axon connections
Exons: 6
Coding region: 146-1363 (405 amino acids)
Cellular component (GO): cytoplasm
Source: RefSeq, a predicted model, not a curated record
GCUGCUGGGGUGCUCCGUGCUCCGUGCUCCACCGCUUCAGUUGCUUGGCUCAGUAGCGAGCGUGCUCUGCCGGUCCGUGGUUCUGUGUGUGCGUGUGAGUGCAGGCGUGCGUUUGCGUGCAGUGCGUGAGUGAGACAUCCGCGACAUGGCCAGCGAGGAGAAUAACGUGACGGCCGAGUCCAAGGCGGUGGAGCCCGCCAAGCCGGCGGACGCGCCCCAGGACAACAAGGCCGAGGUGGAGGCCGCGCCGGCCGCGACGCCGGCUCCCGCCGCCGCCGAGGAGGGCAAGGAGGCCGCCGCCGAAAAGAAGGAGGAGGAGGCCAAGAAGGAGGAGGCCGCUCCCCCAGCGCCCCCAAAGCCCACCGUACACAAGCCCAACUUCGAGCAGGAUGUGGUGUACCUUUACCAGUUCUCGCGCACCCCGGUUCUACCAUCACUGUCGCCUUUCUGCCUCAAAACGGAAACGUGGCUCCGGCUCGCGGGCAUCAAAUACGAGAACGUGGACCACAAGUUGAAGUUCCGGUCGAAGAAGGGUCAGUUGCCUUUCAUUGAGCUGAAUGGAGAGGAGAUCGCAGACUCGUCCAUCAUCAUCAAGGAGCUCGCCGAGCGCUUUGAAAAGGAUCUGGACAAGGACCUCGACAACGACCAGAAGAACGUCGCAUACGCCCUUACGUCAAUGAUCGAAAAUCACCUCCUCUGGGUUGUUAUGUGGUGGAGGACCAAAUUCACCGACGAAGUCUUAAAAGGUUACCACGUCAGUCUGCAGCACCAAAUCGGCUCGAAAAUCCCCAACGGCAUCCUCAACUUUUUCUUCAAAUUACAAUAUGGCCGCAAGGGCGCUAAGAAAGUCAAGGCCCAAGGUAUGGGUGUCCAUAAAGCAGAAGAGAUCAGCGAGUUCGGCCGGAGAGAUCUCAAGGUCCUGUCGGAACAGCUCGGUGAUAAGCCCUUCUUCUUCGGCGACGAACCCACCUCGCUGGACGUGGUGGCCUUCGCCAACCUGGCCCAAGUGUACUUCAUCGACAAGGAUGUCAACUACUGCCUGCGGGACUUCAUGGUGGAGAGCUGCGCCAACCUGGUGGGGCUUGUCAACAGGAUGAAGGAGAGGUGUUUCCCCGACUGGGAGGACAUGUGCAACAACUUAGACAUGAAUUCACAUCUACCCAAACCUCCUCCAGAAGAAAAGGAGACAGAAAAGAAGGAAGGCAAAGAAGAGAAGGGAGAGAAGGAGGGUGAUAAGGAAAACGAGAAGGAUAAGGAAGUUGAAAAGGAUAAGGAAAUUGAAAAGGCGGAGAAGGAAGAUAAGGAAGCCGAAAAAACUAUUGAAGAAAAUAAGUCAAAAGAAGAGAAGGAAGCAGCCAAGUGAAUCAGUGGUAGUUGAACCACUAAGCACAACAAUUUUUAUACAGUCAUUUCCUUCCUUGUUUGAUUUUUUGUGUAUUUGUUUCAUUAGGAAAUGUUUUAUACCUCCUUUGACUUUUUACAAUGUUUCUAAAAGAAAAGUAUCAGGAUAGGAGUGACUCUUCUACACCAUGUGUAGAAGUCCUCUCGAAUUUUAUGGACUGACAGUUUGUAAUGUUUUUUUAAUAUUUUUUUUAAAAUGACACGAGUAGGUCCAGGAAGGAAGUGAAUGAUUUUGCGGCGCUCUUGUUGGCGGCUGGACUGCUCAAUGAUGAAGGAUAUUGCUCAGUUUGUUGAGUGCUGUCCUGUUUGGCUGCUUUGGAGAUGCGUGCUGCUCUCCCUGUAGGAUGUCGAUUGUUCGCUGGGGUGUGUGUGUAAUAUAUUGUACAUGGGUCACUGUAGUAGUUUUGGGACCAGCUGUGAAUACUUAAAGCUAACAUCACUGCAGCCAAACUAGUUGAAAGUAAACAACGUAUGUACCUAAAAGACAAGUCAUCUUACAUUCUCUUUCACGUUUCUAUGUUGCAUCUCAUUCAUGUGUAGAGCAGUUUUGUACUGUGUACAUGACUCUUGACCAAAGAGGCACGCCAGUGACUAAGUCUGCAUCAGCUGAUGUCACGUGCUAUGAAUGUUUGUGCUAAUGUAAUUUUUCCGUAUGACUGCAUUUGUGGCCCUUUUUGUAACAGCUGGGAACUCUACUUCAGCUGUGACAAAGAUGUUUAUAUAUUAUAAUAUACUGUAUUAGUGAAAUUUGACUUGUUCCUUCCCUGAUUGUUCCUGCUUCUAACCCUCUCCCUUUUCCUUGCCCUUUCCUUCCCCAGUCCCCCUCCCCCUUUAUUAAUAUCCGCUUGUUUGUCAUUGUAGACAUAGUUGUAUACUUCUGAUGUUUUAUUGAGUAUAUUGAAUGUCAGAGCAAAUGACAUGGCUUUGUCAGCAUGUGAGCGGAUGAAGAUUAUAAAUAUAUAUAUAUAAAUAUAUAAAUAAAUAACUAUAUGCGUGAGGUGUGUAGCACCUAGGCCACUUUUUCUACAUUAUUUUGGGCCAAGCAGGCUGUUUCUUGUUGCUUUGGUGCAGAAUGACUGGAUGAUUUAGUUGUCAUAGCAUUCAUUAUUCAAUUCCCAAUUUGUUUUGGCGCCAUGUAAAGGAGGGGUGGGAGAUAGUGGAUCUAAUGCCUCUUUCUCCCACCCCUCCUCUCCAUAUAAAAUCAUGAUAUCAGCUUAAAUUUAAGUAAUGCUUCAUGUAAGCUGUAAGUACACCAUUGCCAAAUAAAGAUAAAAUCUAA